AUGUCCGUCUCCGCAACGAGGAUCCGGCGACCCAACGCAGGCAGCCGCAUGCGUGCGCUCGUCGAGCAACAGCAGCAGCAGGACUCUCUGUUUGAUGAAGAUAUCCUCGACGACGCGGAAGACUAUGUCGUAGAAGCACAGGAGGAUGUGUUUGAUGAGGAUUUUGGAAGCACGGAUGAAGAGGAGGAGGCGAGGGAUGAUGAGGCGCAGGUUCAUGCUGAAGAACGUGCUGCGCGGAAGAAAGCAGUGAAAGGAUUGGGGAUAACGAAGCGAAAUCCGGUCAGCAUCACACCCAAACCGCCGCCCGGACCCACACCGAAAGGCGGCCGCAUCGAAAAGAAAAAGCCCACCCCCCGGCCAGCCCGGACCCACGACCCCACCUCAAUCCGGCAAUCCAACCGCUCCUCCACCGUCGCCUCCAAACGGCAACUCCAAGCCAAGAUGUCCGAACAGCAAAAGCGCAAAGCAGCGAUCCCACAACGCGUGCGCGUGGUGGAAGCAGAACUCACGCAGGAGGAGAAACUGGAGGAGGCCAAGGAGACGGAGCGGAUCAAUCUAGCGAGUUUGCAGAAGAUUCUGGAGGCGGAGGUUGUUACGCGGAUGAGGAGGGGCCAGAGGGAUACGCAGCUUGUGGGGCCGCUGAUACGGAUCAGAUCGUUUAGUGUGAAGGUGUUUGAGAUGGGCGAGGCUGGGCCAUCCAAAGAAACGCAUGUGGAGGAUUCGACAAUUGCGAUGGACGUAGACACGUCGCCACCUACAGCGGGAGAGGCACGGGCGCUCGAGCCAGCAUUGGAGAGCACUAUGGAGUUAGCAGACGAGAGCGCAAUGGAAGCUUCUUCCAUGCAGCACGAAGACACAAUGGAGAACUCUCCCGACCAGCAGACACUUGUGCCUCGUGAGGAGCCAAGUCUCUACGGGAGAUCCACUGUCACCUUCCAAGGUUUCCAAGACGAUCCACUAAAAGCAUGGCAGGACCAACCAACAGCCCCCUCAAAACCAGUCUGCCCCAUUACCGGCCUCGAAGCACGCUACCGUGACCCCCGCACCCUCAUCCCCUACGCCACAAAGGACGCCUACGCAAUUCUCAAACGCCUCAUCAACGCCGAAUACGCGUGGAGUCCAGUCGUACAGGCCUACAUACACCCGUUUGACGUCGUGCCACCCGCAGCGGUGCCGCCGCCUUGGUUGGAGUCGACGUUGGGGACGCCUGCACCUGUGCCGGAGAUCGAGGUUAAGGGGGAGACGGAGGGGGUGGGUGAGGGUCAGGUGAAGAAACCGAGGAAGGACGGGAAAGCGAAAGUGCCGGUUGAUGCGUCUGCCCCUAUGGUGGAGGGGACGGAGGGUGCCGCGGGAAUGCGCGCGACGACGAUCAUGGAUUCGAGCGAUGUUGCGCCAACGUGA
Messenger RNA from Fimicolochytrium jonesii, 1401 nucleotides. RefSeq names its product YL1 nuclear protein-domain-containing protein. Gene Ontology annotation, cellular component: nucleus. Gene Ontology annotation, biological process: chromatin remodeling; regulation of DNA-templated transcription. The transcript is spliced from 4 exons. The coding region runs from base 1 to 1401 and encodes 466 amino acids. The record is from RefSeq and is a predicted model, not a curated record. Lineage: Eukaryota; Fungi; Chytridiomycota; Chytridiomycetes; Spizellomycetales; Powellomycetaceae. Gene Ontology annotation, molecular function: ATP-dependent H2AZ histone chaperone activity.